Messenger RNA from Rana temporaria (common frog), 2096 nucleotides. It is a transcript of the gene ABHD4, whose product is annotated as abhydrolase domain containing 4, N-acyl phospholipase B. Gene Ontology annotation, molecular function: phosphatidylcholine lysophospholipase A1 activity. Lineage: Eukaryota; Metazoa; Chordata; Amphibia; Anura; Ranidae. The record is from RefSeq and is a predicted model, not a curated record. The coding region runs from base 80 to 1135 and encodes 351 amino acids. Gene Ontology annotation, cellular component: lipid droplet. The transcript has 7 exons.
CCCAUUGGUUGUAUCCCCGCCCACUGGUGUGACAGUGUUGCCUUAUUUGCAGGUGAUCGGUCGCUUUCCUGCUUGUGUAAUGCCCGGUGUACAGGAGACAGGAGCUGUGAUGUCUGAGGAGCUGGAGGAACAGUCUCAUUGGUUAACUGGCUGGAUACCAUCUUGGUGCCCAACUUCCAUGUCAAAAUUAAAGGCAGUGGAAUCCAAGAUACUUCAAUGUAUCAAGAACCGAUUCUCUGCAGGCUAUGUCUCUUUACCGGAUCAGAACAAGAUUUGGACAUUGACAGUGAGCCCAGAGCUCCGGGAAAAGACGCCUUUAGUGAUGGUUCAUGGUUUUGGAGGUGGGAUAGGACUUUGGAUUCAAAACAUAGACCGCCUUAGCUCACGGCGGGCUGUCUAUGCUUUUGAUUUAUUGGGAUUUGGGCGUAGCUCCCGACCAACCUUUCCAAGUGAUCCAGAAGCGGCAGAAGAGCAGUUUGUAUCAUCCAUUGAGCAGUGGAGAGAGGAGAUGGGAAUUAAGGACAUGAUUCUCCUGGGGCAUAGCUUGGGUGGAUUCCUGGCUACAUCGUAUUCUACGAAAUACCCACAGAGAGUGAAACAUCUCAUUCUUGUUGAUCCAUGGGGCUUCCCAGCCUUGCCAACAGACCCCAGUGAGCUGCGUUCUCCUCCAGCAUGGGUUAAAGCUAUUGCAGCAGUUCUUGGACGAUCCAAUCCUUUGGCUGUUGUGAGAGCAGCAGGACCUUGGGGUCCCAGAUUGGUGCAAAGAUUUCGUCCAGACUUGAAAAGGAAAUUUGAGGAGUUCUUUGAGGACGACACUAUAAUGGAAUACAUUUACCACUGCAAUGCUCAGACACCAAGUGGUGAAAGUGCUUUCAAAGCCAUGAUGGAGAGGUUUGGCUGGGCUAAGCGACCGAUGUUGCCUCGUCUUAAUUUGAUUCCUAAAACUCUUCCCAUCACAUUCAUCUAUGGGGCAGAGACCUGGAUUGACAGCAGCACGGGGGAAAAGGCCAAGGAACUACGACCUGACUCUUAUGUGCAUACACUGGCCAUCAAAGGUGCCUCUCACCAUGUAUAUGCAGAUCAGCCAAAUAUCUUCAAUGAAGUGGUGGAUGAGAUUUGUGAUGCGGUGGAUUGAGAGUACCCUGUGAUAUGCAAAAAUAAGGAAAAGCUCCUGGUGUGUGUGAACCGAAAUUUAAUAAUAUAAAAAAAUCUCAAUAAUGGCUCACAUUUGAGCUUUACUCUUUAAGCCGAAUAGUUUAGAGCCCAUCUUUACAAUGCAGUAGGUUUCCCACAGUGCCAAAGCAGCGCAGGGCGCCCUCUCCUGGUGAUAUUCACCGACUGUAUUUCUAUUGAUGAUCUUGCCAUUGAAGCACCAACUGUUAAAAGUUAUCCAAACUUUGUCUUUGUUUAUACUUUAUAUUGGAAGAUUGUCAUUCAGUUUGAAUCUAUAAGGACUCAAAGCAAUGAAUGUUUGACCUUAAUGUGCCAAACCUGUCUAGCGCACAAAUAGAGGAGCAUGUCUUGUAUAGGCUGGCGCAAAUCCAAAAAAACAAGCUCCUGAGUAGCCAUUCUAGUAGGGUGACUUGCCAAUGCCAAUAUUAGCUUCUAGUUGAUAUGUUAAUGAUAGAGCCCUUAAAUGAGUAACUGGAUGUGACUUUCAGAAACCUGUGGAUUACAUGUUUGAUGUUGCCAGAACUACCUCUGUAAUGUGCAAAGAAUCUGUUUAUAUUUGAAGGUAAUAUCCAGAUCUAUCAUAGUGAUACAUAUUGUAUUCAUUAUAUUGUACUUGACAGAACAGGUUAUGGUAAACUUGUUUCUUUGUGUAAUCUGUGGUAUAUUUUAUGUUGACAAUAAUGAGCACAUGCACUGUAGUUCUAAUUUGUAUUUGUUUUAAGUGCUAUGAGAUGUUGUAUCGCCUUCUUUAACAUUGUACCAGAAGAAAGCAUGAAGACUUGCUGGCAUUUAUUUGUAAGAAACCUCAAUAGAAGACAGACAAUGAAGCCAGUGGCAAUAUUUGACAACAUUUACUGAUCUAACCUCAGUAAGCUAAAAUGUGAUUGGUUUCAAAAGGUGUAUAACAAAGCCAGAAUAUGAAA